AGUAAUGUUUCAUUGUUUCGUAUGUCUCCUAGUACUUUGGCGGGAAAGUGCCCUGCUACCCUCCUUAUCAUUAGGAUAUUCCUUUGACGGUAAUGCCCAGAGACCUGGAACGUUUCAGUUAAUUCAGUCAUACUUUAUUAUUAUUACUCGGUUUGACUUGGCAAAGACAUUUCUAUCCUCUCUUGGGCAAUUCAUCAAACGGUUGAUGUGCCAACAAACUACUACUAGUCAACCAUUCCACGGAGCCACGCUUGGGCCGGCAGACGGCGGCUUAAUUGCGGUGUCCAAUCAUUCCUCAUUCAUCAAUCUAUCAUUGGGUGCACUACACAGGUAAACUACAAAUCAAAUCCCACUUGGUUCUUCCCCUACCCAGGUCUCCACUCCCCCUUGAAUAAACGAAGUCAAAAGCGAAGCAUGUAAGAAGUAAGAACUUUGAGUACUUUCUACUUCCACCAUGAUUCCAAUCUCAAUCGUUCAUCACCCUUUUACUAUUUAUUUCAGAAUCGAAAAUGGCAUCUGCCCAUGUUCAGAUUUCAGAUUUUGGACUUUGGGAAUUGAAAGAAUAUUAAAAGAAGCGAAAAAAUACCCAGAGAAGAGAGGGAGAGAGAGUCAGAGACGAAAAAAGAGGAAAAGAGGGAAAGAGGUAUGAAAACUGAACCAGUUAAACCUUCCUCAACUCAGAGCCGACUUGGUAAAACUAAGACAGACGAUCGCUUGCUUACAAGGACUCUUUCUCCAAAAAAUUAUAUCCACUUUCCGGGUCUUUUCUUCUCACUCUCUGCUUUCCUGGGUUUCUUCCAUCAUCUUAGCAUUCUCUCGAUUCUAUGCUUAGAAUCGUUCAAUUUGAUAUCUUCUUGUUCAGUUCCUAUAGCUUAUGAAUUAUAUCUUCAGUGGAGUUUUUUCAUUAUAUAUCCCUUCUUUUUUCUAUUUAAGACUUCAGAGAGGUUUUUCAGUUUCUCUGUAUCUAUGUUUCCUUUGGUUAUUUUAGAAUUCUGGGUUGGUCUGUUUUGUGUUGUCUACGGUGCAAUUGCCCAACACAUCUCAAUUGAAGAUCCCUUUUCACGCCUGUUUCCGAAUUUUUUGCCUUUUCGUUGACUUCACUUGUGUAGACAAAACUGGUUAGAAUUUCCAGAUUGAAAGAGCUAAAGCGAAGAUAAAUCUUCCUUAUCUUAGCUACCGGUGUUGGCAUCAAUUGGAGUUGAUCACUCUUGACAAUUUCUGACCAUGUACAGAGUGAGAAUAAGCUUGUUCUACUUCUAUGGCCUUCAUCUUAUUGUCUUAGAGAAUUCAGAUUUCUCUGCUGUUAAUGCUUCUGAUAAAAUCGUAUCUCAAUGUUGAAAGUAAAAGAAAUUUUUGGAAGGAAUUGAGCUUGAGAGUGGUUUCAGAUGGGGAACACUUGUGUAGGACCAAGUAUUACCAAACAUGGAUUUUUAGAAUCGGUUUCAGCCUAUAUGUGGCGUUCUCCAACGCCCUCUGGUGAGGAGAUUUCUCCUAAAAGGCAAGAAGUCGUCAGUGAGACACCAUCUGACAGGAAAGAGCCUGAAGCUCCUCCCCCUGUCCCAAACAAACCCCCUGAACUGGUGAUGAUCCCCAAAGAGGAAACUAAGCCAUCACCUCCUCCAGCACAGCCUGUCAAACCCAAGAAGCCACAUCAUAGAAGAACAGAGAGUGCAGGACUCCUGGUAGGCUCGGUGUUACAGAGGAAAACUGGAAAUUUAAAGGAUUUCUACAGCUUGGGGCGUAAGCUUGGACAAGGGCAGUUUGGGACAACUUACCUGUGUGUGGAGAAAGCAACCGGAAGAGAGUAUGCCUGCAAAUCAAUCUCGAAAAGGAAACUGAUUACAGAAGGGGAUGUAGAGGACGUGAGAAGGGAAAUUCAGAUAAUGCACCACUUGGCAGGACAUCCCAAUGUUAUCUCGAUCAAAGGAGCUUAUGAGGAUGCUGUUGCUGUUCAUGUUAUCAUGGAAUUGUGUGCAGGGGGUGAGCUAUUUGAUCGGAUCGUUCAGAAGGGCCAUUAUACAGAGAGAAAGGCUGCUGAACUUGCUAGGAUUAUAAUUGGUGUGGUGCAAGCCUGCCAUUCUCUGGGUGUCAUGCAUCGAGACCUUAAGCCUGAGAAUUUUCUCUUGGCGAGUAAGGAGGAGGAUUCUCCUCUUAAGGCAAUUGACUUUGGGUUGUCUAUAUUCUUCAAGCCAGGGGAAACUUUUUAUGAUGUUGUUGGCAGCCCUUAUUACGUUGCCCCAGAAGUUCUGAGAAAGCGUUAUGGUCCAGAAGCUGAUGUUUGGAGUGUUGGGGUAAUCACUUACAUUCUGUUAAGUGGGGUCCCUCCGUUUUGGGCUGAAACCGAGCAAGAGAUAUUUCAACAGAUCUUGCAUGGUCAUCUUGACUUUUCAUCAGACCCCUGGCCUAGAAUCUCAGGAGACGCAAAAGAUUUAAUUAGGAAAAUGCUUGUCAGAGACCCCAAAAAGCGGCUAACUGUUCAUCAAGUUAUUUCUCACCCUUGGAUCCAUGUUGACGGUGUGGCCCCGGAUAAGCCUCUUGAUUCUGCAGUUCUCACCCAAUUAAAGCACUUUUCAGCCAUGAACAAGCUAAAGAAAAUGGCACUGAGAGUCAUUGCAGACAAUCUCUCGGAAGACGAGAUUGCUGGCCUAAAAGAAAUGUUCAAGAUGAUAGACACAGAUAAUAGUGGCCAAAUCACUUUCGAAGAACUCAAGGUUGGAUUAAGAAGGGUUGGUGCGAAUCUGAAGGAGUCCGAAAUAUAUGAUCUAAUGAAAGCAGCAGAUGUGGACAAUAGUGGGACAAUUGAUUAUGGGGAGUUCAUAGCUGCAACAUUACAUUUCAAUAAAAUUGAGAGGGAAGAUCAUCUAUUUGCUGCUUUCUCUUACUUCGACAGAGAUGGUAGUGGUUAUAUCACCCAAGAUGAGCUUCAACAAGCCUGUGAGGAGUUUGGAAUAGAGGAUACUCACCUGGAAGAAAUGAUCCAAGAGGCAGAUCAGGACAAUGAUGGACGUAUAGAUUACAAUGAGUUUGUUGCGAUGAUGCAAAAGGGAAAUACUGUAGCAAAUGCUGGCUUCAAUAAGAAAGACUUAGACCAUACUUUCAGCAUUGGAUUUAGGCAGACUCUGCAGCUUUGAUGACAGAGACAGUGGUGAGGAUUUUUUCUCUCUCUCCCCUCCCCCCUCCCCCCUCUUCCCAUUUGUAUUGUAGAUGUGAUAUCAACUUUUAAGUUGUAAAGAUCAGCUAUUGCAAAUAGAGAGAGAAAGCAUUGUUCAAAUGUCAAACUUAUUCAUAGUUGUGUCAUAAUGAAUUUUGCAUUUUUAAUAGACUUCACCAUCUCCAUUUUCUUGUA
Molecule: messenger RNA, 3346 nt
Organism: Macadamia integrifolia
Lineage: Eukaryota; Viridiplantae; Streptophyta; Magnoliopsida; Proteales; Proteaceae
Product: calcium-dependent protein kinase 1-like
Exons: 7
Coding region: 1386-3131 (581 amino acids)
Biological process (GO): intracellular signal transduction; protein autophosphorylation; peptidyl-serine phosphorylation
Cellular component (GO): nucleus; cytoplasm
Molecular function (GO): calmodulin binding; calcium ion binding; calcium-dependent protein serine/threonine kinase activity
Source: RefSeq, a predicted model, not a curated record